Patiria miniata (bat star) is the source of this 2456-nucleotide messenger RNA. RefSeq names its product AT-rich interactive domain-containing protein 3C-like. The transcript is spliced from 7 exons. Gene Ontology annotation, cellular component: nucleus. NCBI's taxonomy places the organism in Eukaryota, Metazoa, Echinodermata, Asteroidea, Valvatida, Asterinidae. The record is from RefSeq and is a predicted model, not a curated record. Gene Ontology annotation, biological process: regulation of transcription by RNA polymerase II. Bases 352 to 2079 code for a protein of 575 amino acids. Gene Ontology annotation, molecular function: DNA binding.
CCAUGUACUUUUUGGUUGUUUAUUUGGUGACCACUUUCACUUCAUCAUCCUGUGCGCUGCACGGUGAUUGGACGGGGCUGCGUCUAGGCGGCGCUGUUACAGGUGCACGGGGUGAUCACGACCACGUUGUGCACCAUGUGUACAUACUAGGCAGUACGGGAAUUGAUUCAACUAACUGACAGGUUGUACAGUGGAGCUUAGCUGGCGUUCCACCUGCAGUUAAGUUAUAGUGUGAAGUUAGAUCGGUGUCUCGUGCGAUCCCUUGAUAAGACCAAGAUUUGCCAGAAGAACAUUUUAAGGAAUUUCCCGAUCGCUUAGAGAAAAAAAAAAACCUAGGAGAUUCAUGUCAAAAUGGAUCGGACUGGAGAGGUUUUGGAGCAAGGACGCAGCAACGGGGUACGGCCACAGAACCACAUUCUGCCGCCAAGGCAUCAUCCCUUCUACAGUCAAGCCAUGAUGUCAGCGCUCUCCCUCGACCACGCCAGACGCCAGGAAAUCUUCCGCCGUCUUGAGAUGAUGAACGGCCGCGAUGACUACGAUUCUGACGAGAUGGACGGAGAACUCAACUACAAGGAUGAGGAGGACGAACAAGAAGAGGGCAUGUUGACGCCGGAGGACAAAGAACUGGACUUGUCCCUCGGACACCGGAACCCAAGAAAACUGAGUCCCCACCGUCACCCUAUAUUCCCUCCGCGGCACUAUAAGACCUCACCUCCGCACCUGAAGACCCCACCCCCUAUCAACGGAAGCCCCGUUCACUAUGAACCUCAUGCUAGAAGGAACUCAUUGUCUCCGACCUCGGCGAUCAGAGAGUAUGCCUCACGAGCCGAGAAAACCUUCGAGAAGUCCCCACUUGAGAGGUCCUCACUCGAGAGGUCGCUGUUAGAAAGGUCUCCUUUGGGGAGAUCCAGGUCACCUUCUGAGGGGCCCGCAUCAACAAAAACCUCUGAGAGGUCCUCAUUAGAAAGAGAGAGAACCUCUCUGGACAGAUGCCCGUCGGAGAGAUGCCCCUCAGAUGAGGAGACCAACUCGCUGAAUCUGGCUAACCGACCCGAGGACUAUUCCAUCAAAUUGGAGAAGCCGUGCGUUGGCAGCCCGUAUUCCGAAGAUGAGAACGACGUCUUGGAAGACGCUAAGCCCGUCUCACCGACGGCUUUCAAGGAGGACGGAAAGCCGGAGCGAGGUGGACAGUCUGAGUGGACUUUUGAAGAGCAGUUUAAGCAGCUGUAUGAAUUAUCCGACGACCGUAAACGGAAGGAGUUUCUGGAUGAGCUUUUUUCAUUCAUGCAGAAAAGAGGCACCCCAGUGAACCGUAUUCCCAUCAUGGCCAAACAAGUGCUGGACCUGUACGAGUUGUUCAACCUGGUCACUGCCAAGGGCGGCCUGGUGGAGGUCAUCAACAAGAAACAGUGGCGGGAGAUUACCAAAGGGUUGAACCUGCCCGCUUCCAUCACCAGCGCUGCCUUCACGCUCCGAACACAAUACAUGAAGUACCUGUACCCAUACGAGUGCGAGAAGCGCCAGCUGAGUACCCCGUCAGAGCUGCAGGCCGCAAUUGACGGCAACCGGCGCGAGGGUCGUAGGCAGGUCUAUACCACCAGUGCCGUGGGGUUUGGGCUGUCCCCACACUCACCGACCUUACCCACGAUGAUACCUCACCCAUCAGCCAUUCCAGCCAACAUCAGGGACUCACCAGAAUUUGAUGACGAGCGUGAUGUUCGUGACUAUCCGCCCCCAAGAUCUUUCCUCCAACCGCGACUGGCCAAACACCCAAUGAAGCACUCCCUCUACGACGAGCCAAUCACACCGCCGGCAAAGCGCCCUCUGUUGACGGAGGAGCAGCAUCAUCGCUACUUGCUGCAACAUCAGCAGCAUCAUAUGAUUCCUCCUGCCGCUCAUAUCAAGGUCACGAGUAAUCAUGCUCAGCGAGACACAGGUCUGCCUCUCUUUGAGCUGCGUGGAGAUAACUCCCUCAUCGUCAGCAUCGAGCUCAACGGGGUGCUCUACCAGGGGGUCUUGUAUCCCCGAGGCACCCCCCUUCAUGUCAUCACCAACAGGGCUACAGGGUCAUCAGCCUGAGAUACCCUCCUCACCCCCUCCACCCAGCCUAGUCUUGGGUCAAAGCUGGAAUCAGAUUAUCUUAUCCUGAUGCACAUGGCAAGCACAGCCAAGUGGCGAUAGAGGGGCUAUCAGUAAGAUGAAUCCAAUCAAACCUCGGCGCUCGGAGUUGAGAAAUUUUGAGCAUACCUUACGUGCUUGUGUUAGCAGGAUUAAAUGAGCCUGAGAUAUUUCCUCGGGUUCGAUUAUUGAGGAAUGCCCAAACUGGAGUUGAUUCAUCUUGUUAGCAACACCCUCUUACCGCUGCAUUAGCAUCUGGUGUGCAGACCAAUAAAUCGACUCCCAUCGACCUCAGUGACAAUUACGCGCACUUUCAAAAACUCCCAUCGACCUCAGUG